Molecule: messenger RNA, 1269 nt
Organism: Arabidopsis lyrata subsp. lyrata
Lineage: Eukaryota; Viridiplantae; Streptophyta; Magnoliopsida; Brassicales; Brassicaceae
Product: syntaxin-22
Exons: 7
Coding region: 178-987 (269 amino acids)
Biological process (GO): vesicle-mediated transport; intracellular protein transport; vesicle fusion
Cellular component (GO): membrane; endomembrane system; SNARE complex
Molecular function (GO): SNAP receptor activity; SNARE binding
Source: RefSeq, a predicted model, not a curated record
CUCAACAAAUUAAUUAAAAAAUCAUUCAUCUCCUCUCCUCACCUCCUUCAGAAGCAAAGUUCGAAUUUUGUGUGUUUGCUUCUUCUUCUUCAAACGUAACCCAGAAAUCGUUUGCAGAUUCUCAUCGAUUAAUUCUUAAUUUCUCUCCUUAACCCUUCAAUUUCGGUCUAUAAAAAGAUGAGCUUUCAGGAUUUGGAAGCAGGGAAGCCAUUGAAACUACCGCAAAGGAAUUUGAUCAACGGCAAAAAAGAUGGGACACAAGCGGUGGCUUCAGGUAUCUUUCAGAUCAACACGGCGGUUUCUACUUUCCAGCGACUUGUUAAUAUUCUCGGUACGCCUAAAGAUACGCCCGAGCUUCGUGAUAAGCUGCACAAGACAAGAUUACAUAUUGGGCAAUUGGUAAAAGAUACUUCUGCAAAACUUAGGGAAGCUAGUGAAACCGAUCAUGGUAAAGAUGUUGCUCAAAGUAAAAAGAUUGCAGAUGCUAAACUUGCAAAGGAUUUUGAAGCAGUGUUGAAAGAGUAUCAGAAGGCACAGCAUAUUGCAGCUGAAAGAGAAACUUCUUACACUCCUUUUGAUCCAAAAGCCAACCUUUCUUCAAGUGAGGUAGAGAUUGGCUAUGAUAGAUCACAAGAGCAGCGUGUCCUCAUGGAAUCUAGGAGGCAAGAAGUUGUGUUGCUUGACAACGAAAUUUCCUUCAACGAAGCGGUGAUUGAGGAAAGAGAACAGGGAAUACAGGAAGUUGAGCACCAAAUCGGUGAAGUAAACGAUAUUUUCAAAGAUCUUGCGGUGUUGGUUAACUAUCAAGGAGACAUAAUCGAUGAUAUAGGUAGCCAUAUCGACAAUGCACAUUCAGCAACAGCUCAGGGAAAGUCCCAUCUCGUGAAAGCCUCCAAGACACAACGAUCAAACUCAUCCCUGAUGUGCUUGCUAAUGGUGAUAUUCGGGAUCGUUCUUCUCAUCGUUAUCAUAGUACUCGCAGCUUGAGAUGGCAAGAAACACAAUCGUGGUCGUACAUUCAAGAGAAGUCCGGUUUUUGGACAUAGAAGUCUGAGUGUGCGAAGCCAUACUUGUGUCUGUAUAUUCACUCUUGUUGGUGCCGUAUGGUUUGGUUUGACCAAAUUGUAGUUCGUUUCCGUUAGGUCCAGAGAAAAAUAACCAAAGACUAGUGGUUCUGACUAUGUAUAACCUUAUUUCAUUUUCACUAUACACAAGUGACAAGACUUCAGAAACAUAUUUAUAUCAAUUAUACAAAUAGUUUUUGAUUUA